GCCGGGAACAGAAUUGGCCCGAACUAGUGGAAUUGGCAGCAAAAAACUAACAUACAAGUGUGUCUGGUCAAUAGAGGGCUUGUUCCUGCCGCUGGGUGCUGUGUGAGGACUCCGACUGUGCUCUCUCCGAGCAGAGUUGGACGCUGGGGACGCGCUGAGGGUUCUUCUUUUCUCGCCCCCCCCGCUCUGUCUUUUUAAAAUAUUCAUCAAUGGGGUGGGUAGUUUGCUCUAGUCAUUAAAAUAUCUCUCUCCCCCCCUCCCCCUCGCUUUCUCCAGGACUGCCACUGUUGAGUCUGUGGGAAUAUGAAUCAGCAGCAGCAGAGAAUGGCUGCAGUUGGGACAGACAAAGAGCUCAGUGACCUGCUGGACUUCAGUAUGAUGUUUCCCCUGCCAGUGGCUAAUGGAAAAAACAGACCCACGACCCUAGCGAGCACUCAGUUUGGAGGAUCAGGCUUGGAUGAAAGACCGGGAUCAGGUUCCUGGGGAACGGGAGAUCAAAACAGCUCCGCGUUUGACCAAGGAAGGAGCUAUGGCGAAGGCCCCCACUACGGCGAGCACCGGGACAUGCCCUCCCACAACAGCAUCUCCUCGUCACCAUUCCUGGGAGCGGGACUCGUGGGGAAGAGCAGUGACAGAGCCUCGUACUCCACGUUUGGAAGAGACACGGGGAUGCCAGGACUAAACCAGGCCGGGUUCCUGCCCAGCGAGAUGGGAAUCGCCAGCCCCAGCACACUUUCCCCCACGGGGGGCAAAGGGGGGUCCCAGUAUUUCUCUUACCCCAACAAUCCUCGCAGGAGAGGUGCUGAGAGCAGCAUUGAUGGACAGCCCAAAAAGGUUCGGAAGGUGCCUCCUGGACUCCCCUCCUCGGUGUAUCCAUCCAACUCAGGUGAUGACUACAGCAGGGAUCCAGCUGGAUAUACUCCCUCAAAACCUCCCAGCACUGUGUAUCCUGGAGCCUUUUAUAUGGCAGAUGGACUCCAUAACUCGCCAGACCUGUGGAGUUCCCCGGGUGCCAUGAGCCAGUCGAGUUACGGUGCCAUGCUGGGCAGCUCCUCCUCCCCACUCCCACAGUCCAGUGGCUUCAACAGUUUACACCAGCACGAACGCAUGAACUACCAGCUGCAUUCAGGAGAGGUGAACGGGGGACUCCCCUCCGUGUCCGGCUUUUCCUCGGCCUCCACACCCUACGGAGUGUCCAGUCACACACCCCCGAUCAGCGGCACAGACAAUAUGAUGGGUAACAGAGGAACCACAGCCGGGAGCUCCGGAGACGCACUCGGGAAGGCACUGGCCUCGAUUUACUCCCCUGAUCACUCUAGCAAUAACUUCUCCUCAAACCCCUCCACACCGGUCGGCUCCCCCCAGGGGCUUGCAGGCACGUCGCAGUGGCCGCGGGCGAGCGGAGCGGGUGCCUUAUCUCCCAGCUACGAAGGGAGCCUCCACACUUUGCAAAACAAAAUGGAAGACAGGUUGGACGAAGCCAUCCACGUGCUGAGGAACCACGCCGUGGGCCAGACCACUGCCAUGCCCAGCAACCACGGGGACAUGCACGGGCUCCUGGGCUCAGCACCGCCCCACAGUGCCGCCGUGGGCAGCCUGGGCCAGGCCUUCCCUGCCUCGGUCAUGGCCCUGGGCAACAGGCACCCGAGCCUGGUGGGAGGAGGUCACCCCGAAGACGGCUUGUCCAGCAACCCCAGCUUGCUCCACAACCACGUCACACUUCCAUCCCAGCCCAGCUCACUCCCCGACCUCAGCAGGCAGCAGGACACGUACAGCGCAGGUUUGUCCGGGGGGUUGGGCCGGAGCAGCGUCUCCUCGGGAACGAGCGAAAUAAAGAGGGAAGAGAAGGAGGAUGAAGAGAACACGUCAGUGGCAGAUAACUCAGAGGAGGAGAAGAAGGAGCUGAAACCCUCUCGGAACAGAACAAGGUGCUCUUUGAACAGUCAAGAUGAGGAUGAGGAGGACGAUCUUCUUCCCCCAGAGCAAAAAGCCGAGAGAGAGAGAGAAAGGAGGGUCGCCAAUAAUGCCCGUGAGCGCCUGCGGGUCCGGGACAUCAACGAGGCCUUUAAAGAGCUCGGACGCAUGUGCCAACUGCACCUAAACAGCGAAAAACCGCAGACCAAACUGCUAAUCCUACACCAGGCCGUAUCAGUCAUACUGAACCUGGAGCAACAAGUUAGAGAGCGCAACCUGAACCCUAAAGCAGCCUGCUUGAAGCGUCGGGAAGAGGAGAAAGUGUCCGGAGUGGUAGGAGACCCCCAGAUGACACUUUCAGCUUCACAUCCUGGUCUAGGAGACGGUCACAACCCUGUUGGACACAUGUAAAGUUGUAGGUCUCCCUGUUCCUCUGGAUACAGAGAUCUGUAGGAAGAAAGCCCUCGGUGUGACCUGCAACCUUCUUGAACCAUGAACUGUAGUACUGCUCAUACUGACACACGCAGACGGAUCCUGGUGUGACGUAAGGGGUGGAAAAAAACACUUUUUGUCAAAAACAGAACGAAAACAAAAAAAAUUGCCUUAAGUAUAAAGUGCAGAACAGUCAAUACAUAUCACUCAGUUAGGAGGGGGUGGCGUGUUCUCUUGGCUUGUUCACAAGCAGCCAGCAGCAAAAUUGUGCCUAAGCUUGAUAUUUCUUUUUUAAAAAAAAAGAACAUUAGUUAUGAGAUUUUUUAUGUAGAACAAAUAGCAAUGCCUUUUGGUUUUUUUUAGCUUCUUUUGCAUAUGUUUUGUAAGCGACGAAAGAAUUUUUUUUUGUAUAAAAACAUGUCUUGUACCCUCCGCUUUUCUGCUGCUGUUUCUAUAGUUAACGUUGCAUCUUUAGGAUCAACCAGAAUAUUAAAAUUGUAUUAAGAGAGA
This is a messenger RNA of Neopelma chrysocephalum (saffron-crested tyrant-manakin), 2856 nucleotides long. RefSeq names its product transcription factor 3 (gene TCF3). Lineage: Eukaryota; Metazoa; Chordata; Aves; Passeriformes; Pipridae. Gene Ontology annotation, cellular component: transcription regulator complex. The transcript has 19 exons. Gene Ontology annotation, molecular function: protein dimerization activity; RNA polymerase II cis-regulatory region sequence-specific DNA binding; DNA-binding transcription factor activity, RNA polymerase II-specific. The record is from RefSeq and is a predicted model, not a curated record. Gene Ontology annotation, biological process: regulation of transcription by RNA polymerase II. The coding region runs from base 304 to 2325 and encodes 673 amino acids.